Molecule: messenger RNA, 777 nt
Organism: Aphidius gifuensis
Lineage: Eukaryota; Metazoa; Arthropoda; Insecta; Hymenoptera; Braconidae
Product: ras-related C3 botulinum toxin substrate 1-like
Exons: 3
Coding region: 1-777 (258 amino acids)
Biological process (GO): proteolysis; small GTPase-mediated signal transduction
Molecular function (GO): metalloendopeptidase activity; GTPase activity; GTP binding
Source: RefSeq, a predicted model, not a curated record
AUGAGAGGUUACGUGAAAACUGGCUCUGUAAUAUUAUUACCAGGUGGUGGUUACUAUGUACCAUGUAUAUUUGACAAUAAAAUAGUAGAUGUUAUGGUUGAUGGAAAACCAAUAGAAUUUUUUUUACGGAAUACAUCUGGAGAAGAAGAUUUCAAAUAUCUUAGACCAAUGUCAUAUCCAGGAAAUGAUGUAUUUAUUAUUUGUUUUUCACUUGUUGAUCCAAAAAGUUUUGAAAAUGUUAAAGCUAUAUGGUAUCCAGAAUUACAUCGUCAUUGUCCAGCAACACCAAUAAUACUUGUUGGUACAAAACUUGAUUUACUUGAAGAUGAAGAAACUAUUAAAAAAUUAAAAGAUAAAAAAAUUGAACCAAUAACUUAUCCACAGGGUCUUGCAAUGGCUAAAGAAAUUGGAGCAGUCAAAUAUAUGGAAUGUUCAGCAUUCACAAAACAAGGCCUGGAAGCUGUUUUCGAAAAAGCACUACAUGUAGGCUUAGCUGCGCACAGAAAAAAUAAAAGAAUUCGCGAUUCGAGAAGAGGUGAAGGUGAAAGACUUCCUGGUUUAGACUACAAUUCAAAACAAUUAUUUUGGAUAAGUUAUGCAAAUAAAUGGUGUGAAAAAGUUACUAUUGAGGGUUCAAAAAGUGUCCUCUUGGACAGUCAUGCACCUCCAGAAUUUCGAGUAAUUGGUCCGUUAUCGAAUAUGAAAGAAUUUUCGAUUGAUUUUCAAUGUCCAAUUGGAUCAAAAAUGAAUCCUAUUAAAAAAUGUACUGUCUGGUAA